AUGUUUGCACGAGGAUCAGUGCCAUGCGUGUUUAUGGGAUAUAAAACAUGCAGGAGAGCUUCUCAGAUCAGACCCAGACUGGUGUUGGGCAUCGAGACGAGCUGUGAUGAGACAGGAGCUGCUGUCCUGGAUGAGACUGGGACAAUCCUCGGAGAAUCUUUACACUCACAGAAAGAAGUGCACUUGAAAGCAGGAGGGAUCAUCCCGCCCGUCGCCCAGCGCCUCCAUGAAGAGAACAUUAACAGAGUGGUGCAGGAGGCGUUGGACAGGAGCAGCGUUACACCGCGUGAACUCAGCGCCGUGGCCACGACGGUCAAGCCGGGUCUUGCGUUGAGCCUCGGUGUCGGCUUACGCUUCAGCCUGAGCUUCGUAAGACGACACGAAAAGCCUUUCAUCCCCAUCCAUCACAUGGAGGCCCACGCUCUGACCGUGAGGAUGCUCCGGCACGUGGACUUCCCGUUUCUGGUGCUGCUCGUGUCAGGAGGUCACUCUCUCCUGGCGCUGGCGAGAGGCAUCGACGAUUUCUUACUGUUAGGGCAGACGCUAGACGAGGCUCCAGGAGACACUCUGGAUAAGGUGGCGAGACGUCUGUCUCUCGUUAAUCACCCGAAGUGUCGCGGUCUCGGCGGCGGACAAGCGAUCGAGCUUUUAGCGAAAGAAGGAGACCGCCUGCGGUUCCAGUUUAAAUCGCCCAUGGGGCAGCACUACGACUGCAACUUCUCCUUCGCUGGCAUUCGCAACCAAGUGACCAUGGCUAUCAACAAAAAAGAAAAGCAGGAGGGAAUUGAGCCGGGGCAGUUAUUAUCCUGUGUGCAGGACAUCGCUGCAGCGGCGCAGCACACCGUCGCCUCGCACAUCACCAAACGCACACACAGGGCCGUUUUAUUCUGCAAAGCCCGUGACCUUUUACCACAAAACAACCCGACUCUGGUUGUAUCAGGAGGAGUAGCAAGCAACGAUUACAUACGAGAGACACUGAGGAUCGUCACUGACGCCACGGGGUUGCAGUUACUCUGUCCUCCGGCUAAAUUCUGCACAGAUAACGGCGUGAUGAUCGCAUGGAACGGUGUGGAGAGACUGAAGGAGGGAAAAGGGGUUCUGUCACACACUCAGGACGUCACCUACGAGCCAAAAGCUCCGCUGGGCAGAGAUAUAUCUACGGAGGUUAGAGAUGCUACGAUCAAGCUUCCUGUGUUAAAACUGAAGAUGAAAAGCUAGAAUUGCAUUUAAUAGUAUGAUUGUCGUUUAGAUCAAAUAAAAUGUGUAUAUAUAUG
Molecule: messenger RNA, 1274 nt
Organism: Ictalurus furcatus (blue catfish)
Lineage: Eukaryota; Metazoa; Chordata; Actinopteri; Siluriformes; Ictaluridae
Gene: osgepl1
Product: O-sialoglycoprotein endopeptidase-like 1
Exons: 7
Coding region: 1-1218 (405 amino acids)
Biological process (GO): tRNA threonylcarbamoyladenosine modification
Cellular component (GO): mitochondrion
Source: RefSeq, a predicted model, not a curated record